Molecule: messenger RNA, 12660 nt
Organism: Closterium sp. NIES-65
Lineage: Eukaryota; Viridiplantae; Streptophyta; Zygnematophyceae; Desmidiales; Closteriaceae
Source: the annotation of a GenBank genome assembly
AUGAGAUCCCGUUCCCCUUUCGUCCCACUUCCCUCCCCUCGCACCUGCUCCCUUUCUCACUGGUUCCCCUUCUCACCCGUCCCUUUCCUGCCUGUUCCCUUCCCCACCGGGUCCCCUUCCGACCUGCUCCCCCCACCCUCCCACCCUCUCCACUCGUCAGCUGAGUUUCUGCGGUCGGUGGGCAGUCCAGUGCUGUACGGGCACGUGGUGCAGCUGUUCCACGUGAGCAGCGGCAAGUUCGUGAGUGUCAAGCGCACGCAGUCAGAGCUGGAGAAGUCGCACCUCAAGGUCGUCCUGCAGAGGCGCGGCGACAUGGGCUCCUGGUUCACGGUCACGCCCGCGUACAAAAUCAAGCGGGAGGGCGAGCAUGUGGCGUUUGGAGACGCAGCAACGUUCAUGAGUGUCAAGUUCUCUGGAGCCGGAUUGCGGCUCUCUGAUGCGUCCUUUGAUGUCACAGUGUCUGGCUGCCAUCCUUAUGUCAUCGACUCUAGAGAGGUGAACGCAGGCCCGGAGGUGGGGCGGUGGAAGCUCAUACCCUACGCACUGCACGAGAGCAAGCUACUGAACGCCAGGCAUCUGCUGAGAGGCGGCGAUGCAGUGGUGGUGACGCACAGGGCGAGUGAGAUGCACCUGGUGUGCGACGAGGGCCAGGUGUUCUUUGAAGCGCGUGGCCAGAGCGAGCCCGGCGGGGGGAGAGUCAGCUCCAAUGCUCUCUGGCGCCUGCAGCCUCUCACUGUUGAGUGGGGCGGGCGUUUCGCCUCUGGAGACCAGCAAUUCCACUUGAAGCACCUGGCGACGGGCCUGUACCUGGAGUCCAGGCGCCUGCUGCACUCCAAUACCUGCCUCGAUAUGCGCGGAGAGGACUUCAGGGGCAUGGUGGGAGUGACAGAGCUUUACAAGAAGCCAGGAACCGUGUGGAGGAUAGGGGCAGUGGGGCAGGGCACAGAGAGGCACGUGAUACCGUACCACACGCUCAUUCAAUGCCACGGCGUGCAUGGCUUCAUGUCAGGCGGCAGUGGGGACUAUUACAAGGCCCGCUGGGCCUCUCCCGGUGCAGUAGGCUCACUUUCCUUUGCCUCGUCUUUCUCUGCCGCUGCUGCUGCUGCGGCGGUUGGUGCUGUUGGUGUUGCGUCGGCGGCUGCUGCUGGUGUGUCUUCGGGGUUUGCGUCGGGAGCGUGCGUGGAUGGGGAUGGGGAUGGGGACGGGGGCGAGGAGGAUGAGGAGGAGGCGCUGAUGGGGAGGCGUCCUGCUGGGCUCACGUCAGUGUGGGACCAGAAGGUGUGUGUUCCGUCUGGUGCAGGGGGAAACAGAAGGUGUGGGUUUUACUUCGAGAGCGGCGCUUCACACAAGCUGUUCUUCUUUCCUUUCUCCAUUGAUGUGCUCUGUCGUUGUGUUGUACUCAUGGUACCAUCCCAUUGCACACAACAGGACGCGCUUGUAUUCGAGGGUGCUCCUCCAGCAGCGGUCAACCUCAUCCUCACAGAGAGUGACUCCACGCGCUGUCUGAAGAACUUUGUGCUGGCGCUAGACGAGAUAGACCCCAUAGAUGACUGCACGGACGACGAGGUGCUCAAGGCCAGUCGAUUCAAAAAUCGCCCCUGCAUGUUUCCGCCUAUGGUUGUGUUUCCCGUCUGCAGCAUCCGCACCAGCGGCCUCAUUCAAGUGCUCUUCAAGUAUGGCCCAGUGGUGGCAGAGGAGCUGCAGCGGCUGAUUCGCUGUCUGGUCAUCUCGGACAUGCCAGACGUGCUCAACCUCAGGGGCCCUCCAAAUCGCACAUACCAGGUCUUUGUGAGCGAGCAGAAGGUGCUAGCAGUGGUCGUCUCCGUGCUGCAGAUCCUCCUCAUAAGCAAAGGCCUCCCGCAGCGCUGCCUGAGCGACUGCGACACGUUCUUCGAGGGAUUCGACCUGCGCCGCCUCUGCAAGCUCAUGAACCGCUUCUUGCAAGCCGCGUGCCAGCAGUUCAGGCCUGGGCAGGACCAGCUCGCUCCGUACGUGCCGCUGCUGGACCAGCUGGUGGGGAAUGAGAUCUACACCUCGGGCACGAUCAUGGCGAUUUUCGCGGAUAAUGAGAGGAUUAUAUCGAGGGUCACUGUGGACAAUAUCCGGCAGCGAGUGACCAACUGCCGCAUGUUCCAGCGGCCGCGGGACAUCCGCUUCCUGAACAUCAUCUGCAGCAGCGAGGGCGCGCCCGUGCGCUCCAACCAGAACGUCGUGGUGGACAUUCUCCGAGAGAACGCCGAUAUCCUCGUGCAGGCCCGCCCCGCUCCUUCGCGGCUUGUUCAGGGCGGACAGACGCUCAUUCUGAGGCGCUGGGAUGGGCUGGAGGUGGAUUGUGAGGCGUACGCGGAUCUGCAGCAGCUGGGCCCACACUCUGACUCCAUUCGCCGCACUCCGCAGGAGGUGCUGUUUCUCUUCUAUGUGGUGUCCCUGGAGCUCUACUGCACGCUGUGUCUGCAACGCAACCGCAAGGCCAUAGACUGGCUGAUAGAGGACAGCCACCUGUAUGGGCUGGACUACGGCACGCUUCGCAUGGUGGUCUUUAACGACGCCCUGCCCUUCUUCCUGCGCACCAACUGCUGCCGCCUGCUCACACGCAUGUACCUUGAUAGGGAGCCCUUUGAGCUGGUGUCACAGGGCAGCGUCAUGCUCACCUGGCCCACAAUCGACGACUCAGAUGCAGAAACCCUCAGCGAGCCCGACCACGUGAAUAUGGCCAUGGCAGACCCAUUUUCCGCCUUCCCCGGGAAGGCGCCAGAGAGGGAGUUUGGGGAGUUGAAGGCGCGCACAUUGGCUUACCUGCACGGCACGCGGCUGUCGUCUGCUUGCUCUGCGGGGCAGAGUGCGCUCACACUGGCCGUGCUGCAGAUGGGUAGCAUCAUGCUGCAGUUCGGGCUCUUUGGGAACUUCUCUCAGGACUGGGACAGCUCCAUAGCGCAAGUGGUGGCGGCGAUCAUCCCUCUGCUGGAUGGCAGGUCGGAGCCGUGGGACGGCAGCUGCAGGCUGCGGUUUGAGAACCAGCACGAGCCACACAGCAGUGCUGUCAUGGAGGCGAAGACCAUCAUGUGUGCCAUGCUCAUGUACAUAUUCGACAUGCGCAUCAACUGGUGCAUCAGCAUCGCAUUCGACUGUUACUGCGACCUCGGAGAUCGCACCAUAGCCAACUUCUGGGACAUGCCUCUCCUCCUCUCCCGCCCCUCCGACCCCUACUCCUCCGGGUAUCCCUCCUCCGUCGCUGCAGUUACCACCUCCACCACCACCUCCUCCUCCGCCUUGGCUCAGCACACCUCGUUUCACUCCGCGUCUCUGGCUUCGUUGGAUUCCGGUAUUCCCAAGGAUGCUGUUGCGGCGCUGCAGAGAGCAUUGGGAGGGGAGAAUGGGGUGAUGGGAGGGGAGGGCGUGGGGAGGAGAUUCGGUGCAUCGGGACUGGAGGGUGGUGGCGGCAGGAAGGCGUAUGCUGGCAAUGGUGGUAGUGGUGCUGCUGGUGGUGGCGGUGGUGGUGGUGGAGGAGGAGGGGGGAAUGGAUAUGGUUACGGCUCGGGUAACAGCAAUGGCGGUGGCGGUGGCAGUGGCGGUGGUGGUGGUGGUGGUGGCAAUAGCAAUGCAUUGAUCAUGAGGAGAAAGUCUCUCUGGUGGUCCACUCGUUUGAAGCUCGAAGCUGCUUCUACCCUCCGCGGGUUUGUCAGGCCGUCGCGAGUGGGGCCCCCUGAUUCAGCAGUCUUCGACCAACUCUUCAAAGACCUUUUUGAGACGCCUGAGCUGAGUCCCUCAGGGGCUGUUUUGCGGGAGGAAGCAGGCGUGCAAGAAGAGGUUCGGUUGAGGGAGGAAGUGGGGGGCAGGAUGGGAGGAGAGGAGGGGGGAGGCGGACGCGGGGAGGAGAGAGAAGCGAGAAGUAAAUCAGUAAACCGGGUACCUUACAUGAUGAAGGUGCUUCUAGACCUGACUCGUUAUAAGUACGCUCCGUUAAGAGCGCUCGCGUUCGCCCUGAUCGACCGCUACAUGAUGGAAAAGGCAUCCCUCCUGCGCAAAAUGCUCUCCACUCACAUCGUCGUGGAUCCAGAUGUGCUACGUCUGUACAAGCAGGUCGCUCACGACGUGAACAUGCUACGGUCGCUGCACGGAUGGCUGGGGAGCGAUAAUGAGUUGCUGCGAGGGGAGGUGCGGCGGCGGUGCUGCGAGGUGCUGUGGAAGUUCCGGGAUAUGUGCACGCUCAGCCAGGGGCAGAAUGAGGCACAGGUGGUGAAGCACCAGACGAUUCUCAAGACCCUUGGCGCCCACUGCUGCGCUCGUGAGUUUCCCCUGGGCUUGAGUGUUCUGGAGUGUAGUCCGCGUUCUCUUGCUGCUGCAGGUGACAUGCUGCGCUUGCCCUUCCGCCGCGUGCCAUCUCAAGUGCGAGGCGAGAUGGACUGUAUCGAGGAUGAGGGGCUGCAGGCGCUGCUGCAAGCUGCCUACGAGUUCCUCACCAUGUUCUGUGGGGGAGUGGUGAACGAGGAGAUCCAACUCACGCUCUUCCCCUUCAUUCCCCUUAUGCUGGCGCACCGAGGGCUGCAAGGCGUGCAGGUGACAGAGUGUCUGUGUGCCAUACUCAAAGAUAACUAUGAGCUCUGCGCUCAGUCCCACAGUGGGCCGGGACCUCAGGUCGUGCUGAGCAGAGCAAUUCUUGAUCAUUUUCACAAAUCCCCCUCCUGCUCCCCCCCCUCUCUCCCACCUGGCCCCAUCCUAGGUGGGACUGGACCUCAUCUGGUCAAGCUUCCGUCUCAUUCUCAGAUUCAACCGCCGCCACUCCUGGCUGAGGUUCCUAGAGCCGCCGCCACUCCUGGCUCAAGGUUCCUCGAGACGGUGGUGGUGGUGAACGGCAAGCCCAUGGGUCGCAACCAGACAGCCGUGCUGGACAUGGUGAUUGAUCACACGCACUCUGUUGCUGGCCUGCCCAAGACACCCGCGCACUGGAGGCGACGCAGGGAGCUCAUGGCUGCUGGCGAGGCUGCUUCCAAGCCCCAUGAGAGCCAGGCGCCUCAAAACAAGACACCCGCGCACUGGAGGAGGCGCUGGGAGCUCAUGGCUGCUGGCAAGGCUGCUGCCAAGCCCCAUGAUUGCCAGGUGCGCUUCCAUGCAGCGUACGUCUCUCUGCUCGCUGCGUGCUGCUGGGGGAACAACCCAGCGCAUGCAGUGAAGGUGGGCGGGCUGGUGGGCCUGGGCGAACUGGCAGCAUCUGAGGAGUUUGAUCAUGCGCCGCCCGAAGGCUCCGCACAGCAUUUCGUGGCAACAGCAGCGCUGCCCAUGCUGACUUCCUACUUUAAACGCCACUUCAUUGCUCGAAGGGCCAACCUGCCGGAUUCCCACCGGGUGUUGCUCGACCAAUUAGCAGACGCCAUCUGGCACCUCUGCGGCAAGCUGCCUCCCUCGCAGCGCGACGCCCCCUUGAGAUGUAUCGAGGAGAUGAAAGCUGCUGGUGCGGUUUCUAGAUUUGACUACGGUCCGUCUUCUCUGCCGUAUUUUGUCGAUCGGGCUGCGGUGAGCCGUGCUCGAGGCACAGAGUUGCAGCGCAAGGGGCAGAUUUUCAAAGCGAAUUGGGUGAAUUUCUGCCGCUUGUUCUCACAGAAGCUGGAUAUUUCCGACCUGCAGACCAUGGAAGGGUCGGGAGCGCGACACCUGGCGCUCAUGCUGAGUCAGCGCCGGCCGGUUGACGUGUCAUACUCCCCGCCGUUCCACUACUAUAAUGUGGUGCCGCAGCUGACGAGCCUGCUGUCCAGCCCUAAGGUCCCGCCGCAGCUGACUCCGGACCUGAUGGUUCGGCUGCUUCGGGUGUGCCGAGCCAUGAUCUACCUGACAGACGAUUGGGAUGGCAAGCCUGUGAUGAAGCAGGAGAAUUCUAAGGUUGUUUCAGGUGGAGGAGGGAGUGGUGGUGGUGGUGGCGGAGGAGGAGGAGGAGGAGGAGGAGGAGGAGGAGGAGGAGGAGGAGGAGGAGGAGGAGGAGGAGGAGGGGUAGGAGGAGGAGGAGGAGGAGGAGGAGGAGGAGGAGGAGGAGGAGGAGGAGGAGGAGGAGGAGGAGGAGGAGGAGGAGGAGGAGGAGGAGGAGGAGGAGGGGUAGGAGGAGGAGGAGGAGGAGGAGGAGGAGGAGGAGGAGGAGGAGGAGGAGGAGGAGGAGGAGGAGGAGGAGGAGGAGGAGAAGGAGGAGGAGGUGGAGGAGGAGGAGGAGGAGGAGGAGGAGGAGGAGGAGGAGGAGGAGGAGGAGGAGGAGGAGGAGGAGGAGGAGGAGGAGGAGGAGGAGGAGGAGGAGGAGGAGGGGUAGGAGGAGGAGGAGGAGGAGGAGGAGGAGGAGGAGGAGGAGGAGGAGGAGGAGGAGGAGGAGGAGGAGGAGGAGGAGGAGGAGGAGGAGGAGGAGGAGGAGGAGGAGGAGGAGGAGGAGGGGUAGGAGGAGGAGGAGGAGGAGGAGGAGGAGGAGGAGGAGGAGGAGGAGGAGGAGGAGGAGGAGGAGGAGGAGGAGGAGGAGGAGGAGGAGGAGGAGGAGGAGGAGGAGGAGGAGGAGGAGGAGGAGGAGGAGGAGGAGGAGGAGGAGGAGGAGGAGGAGGAGGAGGAGGAGGAGGAGGAGGAGGAGGAGGAGGAGGAGGAGGAGGAGGAGGAGGAGGAGGGAUGAAGGGCCAGCCUGAAAGGCUCCGAACAAUGGGCAAAUGGGACAUGUUCGAAGCAUCAGUACCAGUCCGAUACUCCAAAUCGUCCCUCGAAGCCCUAGCCCGCGUGCAAUGCGGAUACACAGACAUGGGUCUGGCCACGUGCGCGGUGAAACUCGUCAGUCACCCGAGCCAGUGGGUGCAAGCGGAAGCAGUGAAGCUUGCAAUUGCCCUCACAGACGAAGGGAACGGGCGUGUGCAAGCCACUAUGUACUCUGUUCUUGUUCACGAGCCGGAGUUUUUUCAGACGGUCAAGAAGGUGCUUGCGGCGGCGUCGUCGACGGUUAAGUUUGUGAGGAAGGGGCUGGAUAAGGCUGAGGUGAAGGCGAGGCGGGAGGAGAUGGAGAGGAGGCAGAUGCGCGUAGGGGGAAGGGGAGGGAGGGGGAGAGGGGGGGAGAAGGGUGGUGGGGGAGUGGGAGGGAGGAGUGAGGGUGAUGGGCCGGAUGGGGGAGGGAAUGGGGGAGGGAGAGGGGGAGGGAGAACGGGUGGAACAGAAGCACACAGGGAGGGAGAGAGAGUAAGGCCAGAGUACAAGGGUGGGGGUAGGGGUGUGGCAGGUCAGAACCAAAGAGACGAUCAUAUAAGGGUAAGCAGAGAGAGGGGAGACUUGGGCGCUACUACUACGACUAGAUUCAAUCGUGCUGGCAGCGUUGGCAAUGGUGGUGGUGGGUAUGGGUCUCAGCCGUUGAGAGAGGGGGCUGGUGGGGCAAAUACAGAGCAUGGAAGUUCUCAUAUGGAUUCUGAGGCGUUUCCAGGCGGCGGUAACAGUGGGGCUGGUAGCAGCAGUGAGGCAGAGGGGGGGAGCAGAGAGGGGGCGAGGGAGGCAUGGUUAUGCAGGGGUGCUGCGGAAGCAGAGGAGGGGGGUGCGGAGAGCCAAGGGGGGACGGGCCGAGCUGCAACGAGGGCUUUGUUUCUGAAUGCGGUGAGAAUGAUGAAGGAACGGGGGGGGUCUGCUGAACAUGCGAUGCACCGUCGAGCGGAGGAGGAGGAGGGUCACAAUGAUAAGUUGGAAAGAAGGGCAGUUGCAGCGAAUGGGGAUGUGGUGGGUAGGAGGCUGCUUGGCAGUCGACGGGGUAACAGCAGUGGCAGCAGCGACAGCAGCAGUACCAGCAGCAGCAGCAGCAGCAGUAUAGGUAACGAGGGUGGGGAAGGUGGAUUGGAAAUGGAAAUAGAGAUGGAAGUAAGACCUCCUGAGGCCGAAUCCCCUCGUCCUGCCCUCAACAGUACGCAUCCUGCUGACGAUACUGUUGCAGAUUCUGAAGCAGGAGUAGAGGCAACGACUGAGAGCAUGGAUGUAGGUACUGGUAUUAGUGGGCAUGCGGGGAUGGUUGUGUCUGGAGAUGUGGGAGGGGUGGAAGGAGAGGUGGGUGCUCCAUGUGUAUCCCCAGGAGACCCUUCCUGUGGUUCUCAACCCAGUCACAACGGUCGUGAUAGCACACAGCAGGAGCUCUCAUCGUCAGCAACAGAAGCAACAGGAAUGAUGGGUUCACAUCCGUCUGGUGCAUCGGAUGGUGUUGGUGUUUCUCCCGCUUCGCAGCCUCCUUCCAGUAUCAGCACUUCAUCAGAUGGUCUGAUCCAUGGAACAGGCGCGAGAUCAACCAACAGUGGCGCCGCCAGGUCUCUCGAGGGUCCUGGGGUGGAGAGCGGAAGGGACAGCAUUUGCGAGAGCCACGAGAAGAGUCGGCCUGGUGAGAGGAGUGGGGCUGGUGAGAGGAUUGGGGCUGGUGAGAGGAGUGGUGGGACUGGAGAGGUAGCUGUUUCCAGUGAGAGGGGUGGUGCUCGCUUGGGUGGUAACAUGGGUGCCUAUGCCAGGAUGAGGAUCAAAACUGGGUCGAUUGAUCUAGGGGAGACACUAGAAACACCAGCAACAACGCCAGGGCCUGGUCUUGGACUUGGUACAAUGGACCCUGAUGGACUGGAAUCCCCUGCAGAAACACCGAUGACGGCAAGAGAGGAGGCAGGAGGGGGGUCAGGAGGAGGGGCAGGAGGUGGAGGAGGUGGAGGAGGAGGAGGUGGGGGAGCGUCGGUCGCAGGUGGAGAGGAGGAGGAUUACCGGCUGUGGGAUGUGGAGGAGAACGAGGAGGGGACGAAGGCGACGAGUAGAGACACGACGCUGCAUAAGAAGGCAUGGGUGAUUCUCUCUGGGCAUGUUACCAACCUCUUAAGAAUGCUCCAGCUCAUGUGUGAGGGCCAUAACGCGGAUAUGCAGCGCCUGCUGCGCCUGCAGGAGUAUCCUGGCCCUCCGAGUGCCGGGAUCGAACGGUCAGGAGGAGGGGAUGAUGACGGGGCUGCCGGGGGCGGGGGAGGGGGAGUGGGGAUUGGGGGAGGGGCGGGAGGGGGAAGGGGGUGGGGCGGAGGGGGAGGCGGGGCGGUGGAGGGGAAAGGGGUGAAUGUGUUGCAGGAGAUUAUAGUGUUUCUGGAGCAUUUGCAGCCAUCUCUGGAUAAGAAUCUUGGGCAGAAGAACCCGCUGCUGGUCGAGAUUGCUCUGCAGGCGCUCAACACGCUGUUAGAGGCCAUCCAGGGCCCGUGCUUUGAGAACCAGCUGGCUCUCGUGCGCUCCAACUUCCUCUCCAUCACGCAGCGAAUGCUCGCCUCGCUCAACUACCGCGAACAGGACGAGCGCACGCCGCCCGUGCGCUACUCCCCGGACGUCAUCGCGGGUAUUCUGAGCUACACUGCGCUGGGGUCUCGACCCGCAGGAGGAGCUGGAUGCCCCAUGCUAAGCGCCAACGACCUGCGGUGCUGGCUGCGCAACGGGGUGUUCUCAGUCUAUCUCUCUCUACUCGAGGAGAUCGGCACCAACAGCGAGAUCCCCAGCAAGAUGGCUGCUGUCAUCGACUUCACCUCCCUGCUGCACCGCUGCCGCCAGCUGCAGCAGGUUCUCAGGGAGUACAAACUCGGAUGUCCCGACGCGGGGAGGGAUUUCGAGUCGUCGCAGAGCCUGAUAGCGUUCCUGCGGCAGAUGCUGAGAGAGUACAUGGUGGCUCGCGGUGAUCCUAUGGAGCAUGGCGGUGCAGCAGCACUGGCGGCAGCGGCGGCGGCGGCGGAGGGAGGGGUGGGAGGGGCAGCAGAGGCAGGUGAAAGUUCUGGGUCGCUCUUGCAGUUUUUGGCAGCGAGAUUACGCGGUGGUGGUAGGGGUGGUGGUGGUGAGGGUGCUGUUAACCAUACUGCUGCCGGUGCUGGUGCUGGUGCUGGUGCUGGUGCUGGUGUUUCCAGUGCUGGUCCUGCUGGUGAUGGUACUGCUACUGCUGAUGCAACUGGCUUGAAACGCCUCAAGCGACUGCUGGGUGGGAGUAACGGUAGGAGUGACUGUGGGAGUAACAGUGGGAGACUUGCUAGUGCUGUUGCCAUGGCUGCUGCAGGGGGGUUGCGAGGCGAGGACUGGAGAGGGGAUGUGCGAGGGGAAGGAACAUACUGUGCUGCGAACAGUCAAAUGGGAAGGGAAGAGGAUGGGGGGAUCCGAGGAGAUGAAGCUGUGAGGAUCUGGCGAGGCGUGGGUUUAGGUGUGGGCUCACGGGUCGUGUGGGGGAAGCCCAUGGAGAGGGUGGGAGAGGGGUUGGUGGAGGAAGAGGGAGGGAUAGCAGCAGGAGUAACAGCAGCGCCAACAGCAGCAGCAGAUAUUUCAACAGGAGCAGGGGUAAGAGGAGCGCAGGUAGAGUCAGGUGUUUUCAACAACGAUGGAGGAGGUAGUGGUUCAGGAGUGGGUAAAGGAGAAAGAGAUGUAAGAGGAUUAGGAGAUGGAGGAACAGGAGGUGGGGGACUGAAGAUAAGGAAGGGUCCUCCCCUCGCUCCUCUAUCGUCCCUAUCUUCCGCACACAACAAGUCCCUACCCUCCUCCUCCACCGUCCCGAAUCUCUCCUCUCGGCACGCUCACAUCAGCACUUCUGCUCCCUCCAUCUCCCCCCAGUGGCGUCCCCCCCUUUGGAGCACAUUCAAUACAGACUCCCUGCUCUUUCUGCUGCCAGGCGAGGUGCUCAACUCCCUCAUUAUAAUCAUCAAGCUGGAUGAUUUCGACCUUUUCUUCAACCAGCGCUCGUGUGCUAUCGAGGUCGUGCGCGACGGGCAGCUGGAAAAAGUUUACUUCCCGCUGACCCCCGAAUGCAGGAGGUUAUCUCAGGACCCGCAAUGGACCCAGGCUGCCCUGCAGGAGCUGUAUGACGUUCCAAGAGAAAACCCCAUUCAGAAAGUGCAGCAGUUUAUGGCAGCGGCGCGGCUGCUGGUAUACAAAGUGCAGCACUACGAGCGCAUGAGGCUGCGAUACGCCUGGUCCGGCUGGCUGCAGGCCCGCAUGACCCACCUCAAGCGCGCCCCCUUCUAUCUCUCCAUCGUUAUAGUCACCAUCCUCGUCUUUAGCAACACCCAGCUCAGCACCGCCCCUGCUGGCCUGUUGCAGGUGGCAGCAGGGGCGCUCACCCUCGUGGCGUUUGUGCUCAUAGAGUCGCCUCUCCUCGUGCUGCACGAGCGACGGGCCAAGGAACAGGCCAUCUCAGGGGCGCUCUCCUCUCUAGCUGAGCGGGGGCACACAGAAGCCUUGGGGCAAGGGGAGGGGGAAGGGGAGGAGGGGGCGGGGGGAGCUGAGAUGUGGGAGGAGCUGGAGGGAGUGCCCAAGCGCCUGCUGCUGCAGAACCGCGACUUUUGGUACAUCAUAGCCAUGCUCGUCGCCAGCAUCCUGGGAAUAGUCUCGUCGCCCUUCUUCUUUGUCUUCCACCUGCUUGACUUUCUCAUCUACCACCCCUCGGGAGCCAUCGUGCUGCAGUCCGCCUACGUGGGCGGCCCUCUGCUCAUCCGCACAGGCCUCGUGGGAAUCCUCGUGAUCUUCAUGUAUGCAGUAGUCUCCUUCCUAGCCUUCGGCGGGGACAGCGAUUUCGCCUGCACGACUCUCUAUGGGUGUAUAGGCUCUCAUCUCGUGAACGCGCUUUCGAGCUCCUCGAUCGGAGGGCUUUGGAAGGAGUGGGAUGCGGUGCCGGACUCGAUGUUCGAGGGGGUGCGCGGGCAGCUGCGGACGGCGUUUAUCGUGUCGUUCCUCAUCAUCUGGGUGUUCCUGCUGCAGAACAUCUUCACUGGGCAGAUUGUCGACGCGUUCACGUCCAUUCGUGACGAGAAGGCGGCCAAGGAGAAGGAUCUAGGUGAGAUUGAGCCGCCUCUAUGCCCGUUUCCUUACACUGCUAGUUUUAAGCACUCCUUACACGAGAAGGCGGCCAAGGAGAAGGAUCUAGACGACAAGUGCUUUGUGUGCAGCAUUGAUCGAUUCGCCUUCGAGCAGCGGCUGGGCGGGUUCGUGGACCACGUGAAGCACGAGCACAAUGCGCUGCACUACCUCUUCUACAUGGACUACCUCCUCAAACGCAACCCCACAGAGUACACAGGCCUCGAGUCCUUUGUGCGCGGCCGCCUCGACGCGCGCAACGACGACUGGAUCCCGAUUGGUCGCGCCAUGCACAUCGACCGGUUGAAGCAGUUCCGGGCGAAGCAGCGGGGUGCCAGCGAGGGCAUGGACCGGGUCCGACAUGUGCUGGAUCGGAUGGAUGCGAGAAUGACAGCGCUUGAAGCCGGGAUGGAGACGAUGAGGAUUGAGAUCAACCGGUCGUCGUCUCGGUCGUCCCGGUCGGGGUCCGGUGUGGGGCUUGCGAGUGCGAGUGUCGGCGGUGGUGGUGGAGGGGGGGGCGGCGGAGGAGGGAGGCGGUCGCAGGGGAUUCUGGCACGGUCGUUGACGGGGGGAGGAAGUAGCGGUAGGAGGAGCAGCAGCAACAAUAGCAGCGGAGGGGCGGGAGCUAGUCGGUCGUCGAGCUUUGGACGGACUGGGAGGGGAAGGAUGAUGGGAUCCAUGUCUCUCAACCCGAAUUCGCAGCUACAUAAUGAAGAGGAGGAGGAGGUGACUGGUGGAGGGGAUAUGAUGUUUGAGCUACGGAAUAUUCAUUCAGACAUCCCAAUCUCUAGGGCGUCAACAUUGCCUGGUCUGUAUGGUGGCUGGGCAUCACCCUCGGUUGGCUAG